Molecule: messenger RNA, 1828 nt
Organism: Thamnophis elegans (Western terrestrial garter snake)
Lineage: Eukaryota; Metazoa; Chordata; Lepidosauria; Squamata; Natricidae
Gene: CHTOP
Product: chromatin target of PRMT1
Exons: 6
Coding region: 342-1085 (247 amino acids)
Source: RefSeq, a predicted model, not a curated record
UUCCUCUCCUGCCCCUCGCCGGCGCAUGCGCGAGCCCGUGAAGAAAGCCAAGCCUUGGGCGGCGCCAUUUUGCCGGGCUUUUUCUGAGGGGAGAUUUGAGAGCAGGAGAAAGCCGCGGCGGCGGAGCAGCGACAACAGCAGCGGCGGCGGAGAGCGCGUCCUUGCUGCUCCGGGAGGGUCGAAUAAGUGACGGGGAGAACCACACCGCCACCAUCUUGGCGUUCAGGGCAUCCGACGGGGCCGGCCGGGCGAGGCCUGAACGGAGCCUCCCGUCGCAGCCGCCGGCAGAGCCGCAAAACAAGCAGGGCGAGCUUCGACCCCGACGGUUCUGGGCACCGGAGAUGGCCACGCAGUCAGCCCCGAAAGUCGUGCUUAAGAGCACCAGCAAGAUGUCUCUUAACGAGCGCUUCACUAAUAUGCUGAAGAACAAACAGCCGAUCCCGGUGAAUAUUCGCGCCACUAUGCAGCAGCAGCAAUUAGCCAGUGCUCGAAACCGGAGGCUGGCCCAGCAGAUGGAAAACAGGCCUUCCGUCCAGGCUGCCUUGAAACUCAAGCAGAAGAGCCUGAAGCAGCGUCUGGGGAAAAGUAACAUCCAGGCACGAUUAGGCCGCCCGGCGGGAGCCCUGGCUCGUGGGGCCUUAGGAGGACGGGGGCUGCCGAUGGGGCAGAGAGGCUUUCCCCGGGGCGCCAUGCGCGGGGGACGCGGAGCGCGGGGGCUGUUGCGCGGAGGAAUCCCGCUGCGAGGAUACAGUUUGCUUCGGGGAGGCCGGGGUCUCGGCCCCCGGAUGGGCCUGAGGAGAGGAGGCAUGAGAGGGCGGGCAGGGCCCGGCAGGGGUGGCCUGGGCCGAGGAGCCAUGGGACGGGGCGGCCUCGGCGGCAGAGGUCGCGGCAUGGCCGGCCGGGCCAGGGGCGGCUUCGGGGGCCGCGGAAGAGGCCGGGGCCGAGGCAGAGGCACCACUCGCCCGGCGCUGACCAAGGAGCAGUUGGAUAACCAGCUGGACGCUUACAUGUCGAAAACGAAAGGACACCUGGACGCCGAGCUGGAUGCUUACAUGGCCCAGACGGACCCGGAAACCAACGAUUGAGACUGGGGAAGGGGGACGGGGACCCUUGUUGGGGGGGGGGGGGCAACGGGGACGGGGCGUAGAUUGGUCCUCUGACUCACAGCGACCACCACGAACGCCGCCAAGCUCAUCCUGCCGGGGAGGGGCCUGCGAAGCGGGAAUUUAGAAAGCCCAGGAGCUUUUCCCUUUGAAAUGUUUCCCUGCUCCUGGUUGUGCGGAGGGGAGACCCUUUAAUCGGGGGGGGGGGGGUCUGAACAGCUCCUGUUGGGUCCCGGUCCUCCGUCCCAGACCCCCCCCCCAAUCUUUGCCCCGCGAUGGAGGAAGAUCGCAUGUCUCCCCCUUCCUUCCUCUCCCCCAAGUCCCGGGGGGGGGGGGGGGCUUUCCCAACAGGUCACAUUGUGACUUGGUGGCUGGGGUCUCAAGCUGGCAGCAUCCUCCUUAACCCCCACCCCCACAGGAGAAAAACAAAUUAAAAUUACGCCCCCAAAUUUGAUUUUUCUAAACCCCAGAAGAAGCCGAGGGGGGUGGUUGUUUUUUUAAUGGCGACAAACACGUGUUUUUUUUGGGGGGGGGGGGUUGGUUUGCCAAGGAGACGGUCACUCUUCUCUUUCCCCCACUUCAUCCUCCUCUCUCUCUCCCCCCCCCUCCCCGUCGCUAUUUGCGGUUUUGUGAACGCCUCCGUUCCGAAAGGCAUCUUGUAUGUAACAUCCGGGUUUUCUGUAAGGAACAAUUCAUGGCAGGGAAAAUGAAAACUCUGGACUGUG